Molecule: messenger RNA, 2303 nt
Organism: Drosophila grimshawi
Lineage: Eukaryota; Metazoa; Arthropoda; Insecta; Diptera; Drosophilidae
Exons: 4
Coding region: 222-1625 (467 amino acids)
Source: RefSeq, a predicted model, not a curated record
UCGUGCGAACUCGUUCCGAAAUAAAUAGCACAGCUCUAUUUGUCAACACUGCCCUCAAACAGCUGUGGUACAAUUUUGUUUGUUAUGAGACAAUUUUUUGUAAAUUCGUUUUACUCUUGGCCAAAACAAACAGUCAAUUAAAUAUACUUAACAAACUAGAACGCAGUUGUGGCCAAAAACAUAUUGUGAAGCAGAAAGAAAAAAAUUUAAAUCUUACAAUUAUGGCCGAAGCGCCGUCAAAUGCACUUGCAACGCUGCCGACGCCUGGCGGACAAACGGCGGAUAUAUUCAAGCUAAACAACGAUUGUCUGGAAUGUAUAUUUGAGCGUCUGCAGGAUUUACGCAGUGAAGUGGCAUUUGCCAGAGUCUGCCAGCGCUUUCAGUGGAUAUGCCUGAACCGAUGGCGCAGUUCUCAUUUAUACGAUAAGCUGGACAUGGAAAAGUGGCGCGAAUUGUUGCCCAACUAUGAGGACCUGUGCUAUUUCAUAAAAGAAAUGCGCCCCUUUAUACGCCACAUGCAUGUGUCGACCUGUCUGUGCGCCUUGCUGAAGGAUUUAGAUGAGAUGCAAGUGUAUGUGCUGCCCAAUGUUACCAGCUUCUAUUACGAUCCCGAGGAAAUGGACUGCUAUCCAUCGGAUCGCAGCAUAAGCAAGAUGGCUGAAAUGAUGCCAAAUUUGCAGCGACUUCGUCUAACGACACCAAUUCAGGGCCGAUAUCUGUCGAACUUUCGACACCUGCAAGAGCUGCACUUGUACGAGGAUCAGCACAAGGAAUACGAACUGCAGCAGGAAUAUCUAGAUGAGAUAUGCAGUCAAUUGCUUAAUCUGCAAGUACUGGACAUACGUAUGUAUGAUGUUAUCAGCAAACUGCGGCUCAAUACCUGCGUGGACUACCUUAAGAAUCUCAGCAUCUUAAAGCUUAAUUUGGCCACGCUGAAAUCAGUUUUAACCGAUGUUCUCAAACUGCCAGCACUCAAACAGUUGAUUGUUCUCCUGGACACUGAGUGGUGCAUACCACCAUUGGCUAGUGUGGAUAGCUAUGAUCACAAGAUACGCGAGGUGCACGAAUUCUUUGAGAUAAUGGAACGCAAGGCUCCGGAUAUAGUUGGCGUUGCCGUCGAUGGUUAUUACAUGCCACUGGAGCCGGGUUGGGAUGCGAAUUUGCCCAUUUGGUCACAUCGCAAGCUACAGCGCCUGGCCAUCUGCAGUUGGACACAUGCCAUUGGCUUCCUGGAGCGCUACACCUGUAUGACGAGCCUGCAGCUGCUGUGUCUACGCAAUUGGACAUAUUUGUGCGAUGAUAUGCUACUGAAAUUCAUUGAGCUGUGCCCGCAACUGCAUCAUCUGGAUGUGUCCUAUUGUCGAGAGCUGACACCCAAUUUUCUACAGCGUGCAUUGAACAUUUUAAAGCAGCGCGAGCCGAAUAAACAGCAUAGUAAAUUUACUCGCACUCGACCACUGCUCAUUUAUUAUAUUCUCUGUGGCUUCGAGGAUUAUGUAGAUGUCAAUGAACUGAAACAUUCAGCAGAUUACAAAGAUUACAUUGUGUUUAUGGAUGAUUUUCCCGUUAGCUCUGAGCGGGGCCUUAGCUUCGUGGAUCGCGGCUAUCAGUUCGACUUUGAGUAGAGCAGCCGGGGCGCAAAAUUCUCUUGUAUAUAACACAAUUUAUAUAUGAAACAUAGAAUUGUAAAUUUAUUUUUGUUCUACGAAUGAAGACACAAAACUCCCAAAUAUGUACAUAAAGUUAUAUAUAAAAUUGAUUAAGUGUACAUAAACCCAACAAUUAAUCCCAUCGCAGAUUUCGUAUUUCGUCAGUUUGCUUCUUAUCGUUCCGUUAUCGAUAGAUUUCGAUUUCUGCAGCUCAAUGCUCACUGCUAUCGCGCUGCUCUCAUUCAGUUGUUUCUAUUUUGUGUCAAAAUUUUACACAUAUUCGAAAAAUUUAGUACUAUGAGCGAUAAGAAAAUUACGAACUCCGGUGAGGGUAUACGCCCCACCCAAACCACAAAUUUAUUUAAGGCGAUCAACGCCGAAAUUAAUUCAACACAGAACAAAGUUUUAGUGGGCCUGGGUCUAGUUGCAGCAGCUGGCGUUUUUGGCUAUAUAACCUACGUGCGGCGCAGAUACGAACGGCUCGGUUAUUAUAUGGCACUGAGGGAAGAUGGACGCACAGAGUUCAUUAAAAAGAAAUCCAAUUGGGAAUUAUAGCUGACUGUCAUUACUUAUUGUUUCCGUUUUCAAAUUCAAUAUGAGUUUGCAGGGUGUAUCAAUAUAAGCUAAAUAUUAAAAAUUGAUUUAAUGAUAGUU